Molecule: messenger RNA, 2293 nt
Organism: Manis pentadactyla (Chinese pangolin)
Lineage: Eukaryota; Metazoa; Chordata; Mammalia; Pholidota; Manidae
Gene: TNFRSF1A
Product: TNF receptor superfamily member 1A
Exons: 10
Coding region: 303-1643 (446 amino acids)
Biological process (GO): tumor necrosis factor-mediated signaling pathway; inflammatory response; prostaglandin metabolic process
Cellular component (GO): mitochondrion; membrane raft; signaling receptor complex
Molecular function (GO): tumor necrosis factor receptor activity; tumor necrosis factor binding
Source: RefSeq, a predicted model, not a curated record
UCUUCCUGUCCCGCUGUUGCAACAGCCGGGCUGCCGCUCUCCCUUCCCUCCCACCUUCUCCCCGCUCCUCUUUGCUUUACUUUUCCGAGUUCUCCGGGGCUCCGGCCUUCGGGGUCUGACGGCCCUGGAACCAGACCUCAACUUCGCCCCGGUCUCAACCCUCAACUCCCCUGCCCAGGGCCCCGGCUCCCCUCGGGACCUCGGAACCCCGUGCAUCCCGGACUCGGUCGCUGCGCCGGGGUGCCUGCCGCCGCCACUGCCUGAGCCCCGAUGGGGGAGUGAGAGGCCACAGCUGGCCGGACAUGGGCCUCCCCACCGUGCCUGGCCUGCUGCCGCCGCUGGUGCUCCUGGCUCUGUUGGUGGAAAUAUAUUCCUCAGGGGUUACUGGACUUGUACCUAACCGAGGGGACCGGGAAAGGAGAGAUAGUCUGUGUCCCCAGGGAAAAUAUAGCCACCCGCAAAAUAACUCCAUUUGCUGUACCAAGUGCCACAAAGGGACCUACCUGUACAAUGACUGUCCCGGUCCGGGGCUGGACACGGACUGCAGGGAGUGUGAAAACGGCACCUUUACUGCUUCAGAGAACUACCUUCGGCAGUGCCUCAGCUGCUCCAAAUGCCGGAAAGAAAUGAAGCAGGUGGAGAUUUCCUCUUGCACAGUGGACCGGGACACCGUGUGCGGCUGCAGGAAGAACCAGUACCGGAAUUACCGGAGUGAGAGUCUUUUCCAGUGCCUGAACUGCAGCCUCUGCCUCAAUGGCACUGUGCACAUCUCCUGCCAGGAGAAACAGAACACCGUAUGUACUUGCCAUGCAGGCUUCUUUCUGAGGGAGAAUGAGUGUGUCUCCUGUGUCAACUGCAAGAAAAACAUGGAGUGCAUGAAGUUGUGCUUACCGCCAACUGAUACUGUGAAGGUCCCUCAGGACCCAGGCACCACAGUGCUAUUGCCCCUGGUCAUCUUCUUUGGUCUUUGCCUUUUAUCCUUCGUCUUCAUUGGUUUAAUGUGCCGCUACCCACGGUGGAAACCCAAGCUCCACUCUAUUAUUUGUGGGAAAUCAACACCUAUAAAAGAGGGGGAGCCGGAGUCCCUGGCCUCAGCCCCAAGCUUCAGCCCCACCACCGGCUUCAGCCCCAUCCCCAGCUCCAGUUUCACCCCGAGUCCCGCCUUCAACCCUAGCGGCUGGCCUAACUUCAGCGAUGUAUCGGCCCCCAGGGAGCUGGCACCACCCUACCAGGGGGCUGGCCCUAUCCUCCCCACGGCUCCAGCCUCCACCCCCAACCACGCCCCCCUUCAGAAGUGGGAGAGUGCCCACACGCAGCGCCCAGAAGCAGACCCAGCCAACCCCGCGACGCUGUAUGCAGUGGUGGACGGCGUGCCCCCGUCGCGCUGGAAGGAGUUCAUGCGGCGGCUGGGGCUGAGCGAGCACGAAAUCGAGCGGCUGGAGCUGCAGAACGGGCGCUGCCUGCGCGAGGCGCACUACAGCAUGCUGGCGGCCUGGCGGCGGCGCACGCCACGGCGCGAGGCCACGCUGCAGCUGCUGGGCCGCGUGCUCCGCGACAUGGACCUGCUCGGCUGCCUGGAGGACAUCGAGGAGGCGCUCUGCGGCCCCAGCUCCCAGGCGCCCACCCCCCACCUCUCCCGAUGAGGCCCCGCCUCCUGGGAGGGGCCUGCCCUGAGGACUGCUGCUUCCUGCACCUGCAGCCGCAAAGGACAGGACGGUGCAAGACGCCCUCCUGACCCUUUUCCCCGCAGGGUCUUGGAGUGGGGACAAGCAUGAGCUGGCAGCCACUUACCUGGUGCUACUCUGUCUGUGUACAUAGCUUUUCUGAGCUGCCUAAGCACUGCUGGGGGUCAGUGCGUGUGCGUGCGAGUGUGUGCGCACAUGUGAGACAGACAUGAGGUGUGUAUGUGAGGGGUGGGGUGUUUUCAUGAGAGGAGAUGUGUGUGUGUCUGCGUGCACGUGAGACAGACGUGGUGUGUGUAUGUGUUUUCGUGAGAUAGGCUGAGUGAGCCAGGGAGCCCAAGCUGGUGUUUGUGGCCAUCUGAUGUCUGGAGAAGCCAGCAAGGCCGUUAGGGGCCCCUGGUUGGCCCUUGCGCCUUUUUUCACAGUAGGCAGGCAAUCUUUGUCCCAGCUGUGUUACACUAAUAGAAACUGGGCCCCCAUCUGCCCCCUGCCUGGGCAAGCACAGAGUGAGCUGAGCUGUCCCAAGGGGUGGGAGAGAGCAAGCGCUGAACAAUGGGGCCUCCAGCUGGAGCUGUGGACUUUUGUAAAUACACUAAAACUCUGGAACUCAA